AUGCCUGUAUUCACUGAAUAUUCCUCCUCAUCCCGGGACUUAAGAGUCCUACCAUCAUUUGCACCACGACUACCCCGACUAGCACCCCCAUUCGAGCGCAAUGAUAUAAACGAAGACAAAUACGAAGCAGUCGUGGUCGGCGCCGGACCAGCAGGCCUCAUGCUAAGUCUCCUCCUCUCUCGCUAUGGUCUCAGCGAUACAUCCCUCCUCUGUAUAGACGCAAAACCCAGCACCCUGAAAUCCGGACAAGCAGACGGCAUACAACCCCGCACACUGGAGGUCUUCAAAUCACUUGGGAUCUCAACCGAGAUCGAGAACGAAGCGUGUCAGAUGUGGCAAUUCGCAUUCUGGAACCCCUCAUCGGACCCAAACAAGGUGAUUGAGCGCACUUCCAUCGUUCCGGAUGUUAUUGCUCCAGCGCGGUUCCCUUACGAGGCUACCAUCCACCAGGGCCGUAUCGAGCGUAUCAUGGAAACUGAUUUGCUGCGGUACUCCGAGCGUGGGAUUGUGCGGAACACGAAAGUUGAUGAUGUCAAGAUUGAUGAAGAGGGGGAUGCGGAGUUCCCUGUGCUUGUGACUAUGGCUACGGAUGGUGUUGAGAAGACUGUGCGUACGAAACAUCUUGUUGGUGCGGAUGGGGCGCAUUCGGUUGUUCGGCAGUGUAUGGGGUUGCGGCUGGAAGGAGAAUCUUUGGAUCAUAUUUGGGGCGUUGUUGAUAUGGUUGCUGAGACGGAUUUCCCGGAUAUUCGUCGUCGUUGCGGUAUUCAUUCUCCUGCUGGUUCUGUGAUGAUUAUUCCCAGAGAGAGGAUCUCCACAGGUGAAUACCUCACUCGGUUAUAUGUUCAGGUUCCGGAGGAUGUGGCUCCCGAGAGUGAUCAAAUGCCGAAUGGAGUAGAGGGUGUUAAAGCUGAGGAUGCUCGGCAGCGAAGAAGUAAGAUUACCCUCGAGGGCAUUCUGAAACAAGCUGCCGAUGCGAUCAAGCCGUACUCUCUUCGGCCCAAGGAGGAUGCCGUUGACUGGUGGGCUGCGUAUCAAAUUGGCCAGCGUGUGUCGCCUGAGUUUAUUGUGAAUGACGCAAAGGGCGUUGCAAGGGUUUUCAUCGCUGGAGAUGCCUGUCAUACACAUAGUCCGAAAGCUGGCCAAGGCAUGAACGUCUCAAUGAUGGACUCUUACAACCUGGCCUGGAAACUCAUGUAUCACAUUAAUGGGCUGGCACCAGAACCCACAAGCACCGACAACCCAGCCCCAUUACUCGGGACAUACCAGACAGAACGCCAUGAAAUAGCCCAACAGCUUAUCGAGUUCGACCGGAAAUUCUCUUCCAUGUUCUCCGGACAAAUGGGCGCAACUGAAGGACUGACACAAGAAGAGUUCCAACAAGUCUUCAAGCUCGGCAAUGGGUUUACCAGUGGCUGUGGCGUGGAGUACCCGGAGAACAUGCUAGUUAUCCGAGAUGAGCUAGACGAUGAUGUCAAGAGCAAGAGUCCAAACCCCGUCACAGGAACGGACUACAUAUCCGGAAUUCUGAGACCAGGUCGGAGAUUGCUCAAUGUGCGAUUGCUGCGGUAUGCUGAUGGGUGGCAGCGAGAUAUCCAUGACGAUAUCCCCUCCACUGGCCGAUUCCGCAUCUUGUGUCUCACGUCGACCGAUCUUCUCGAUCGAAGCAGUGUCUCUGCGCAGACACUGGAAGCGGUCACUCUGCUAGAAGCGCAGUUUCCCAAGUCGAUUAUUGAGCAGAUCGUACUGCAUCCCCAAUUGCAUCGGUCCUUUGAAUGGAAUGACGUGCCGACGUGCGUGAAGCGGCAGGCUGAGAUGCGCUUUUAUGAUGGGUCGGCUUUAGAUGAUGCAUAUGGUAUCUAUGGUGUAGACCCGGCACGGGGUGCAUUGGUGGUGGUCAGACCCGAUGGGUAUGUUGGCGUUGUUUCUUGUCUUGGUGAUGUGCAAAAGGUGGAUAGGUAUCUGAGACAGUGUAUUCGGACUGUCGCUAGUAAUUAG
Messenger RNA from Penicillium verrucosum, 1995 nucleotides. RefSeq names its product putative phenol monooxygenase. The transcript is spliced from 5 exons. Lineage: Eukaryota; Fungi; Ascomycota; Eurotiomycetes; Eurotiales; Aspergillaceae. Bases 1 to 1995 code for a protein of 664 amino acids. Gene Ontology annotation, molecular function: FAD binding. The record is from RefSeq and is a predicted model, not a curated record.